AUGACGCUGUUCAUCUUCAAACUUAUCUUAUUGCUCGCCCUGGCGGCGACCUGGGCCUCGGCCUCCCUGGUCAUCAACGAGCUCGACGUCGCGUCGGGCGGCUACCCGGCCAACGAAUUCAUCGAGCUCAAGAACGCGGGCAACUCCACGAUCAACACCGCCGGCUGGCAGCUGGCCCUCUACGCCUUCGACGCCGGCACCGGCGCCGUCGAGCUGGUCGACACCCAGACGCUGGUCGACUUUGACCUCGGCCCGGGCGACUACUAUGUGCUGUGCAUCUACCCCGAGCGCGUGCUGCUGUGCACGCAGGAGGUCAAGACCCGCAGCGACGGCACUGCGGUCCUGCUCAACUGGAAUGCCACCGUGGUCCUGCUGGACCCGGCCGAAAACCGGGCCGACAUGGUGGGCUACGGGUCGCCAGCUACGGGGCUCGGCCUGGGCUCGGCCUGGUACGAGGGCUGCGAUAGCGCCACGUGGGUCGGGUCGGCCAUCGCGCGCUGGCCCGAAGGCGACGACACCGACGACAACGCGGCCGACUUCGAGCACCGCUGCCGCACGCCGGGCCUGACCAACGCCUACGCGGCAGUCGCGUCCGAGUCGUGCGCCAGCCCGGGCGACACCAACCUGGUCAUCAACGAGGUCGACUACACCCAGGAUGGCGGCAACGACACCCGCGAGUUCAUCGAAUUCCACAACCGCGGCUUCGUCGGCAUCGCCUCGACCGUGGCCGGCGGCUACCGCCUGCGCAUACUCGAUUCGGCCAACGCCACAGUGCGCAACGUGAGCCUGUCGGGCCGCGACUUCCCCUUCGUCGUGCCGGUCCAUGGCUACUACACCCUGUGCACGGCCCUGUCGGGCGUGUGCGAGGGCCACGGCGCGCGGCUGGUCGACACACCCGCCACGACGACCAACGGCUACAUCGACGCGACCACCAACUGGAUCCCGAACCCGGGCGACGGCGGCCACGCGUUCUACACGAUCCAGCUGCUGCGCCAGACCGGCAGCCUGAUCACGGUGCAGGACACGGUCACCUACGGCGGCGGCUCGCUGAGCGGAUACACGCCGGGCACGGGCGUGGCCGAUCUCGACGCCUCGGGCACCAACCGCCUGGGCAUCUCGCGCUGGCCCGAUGGCUACGACACCAAGGACAACUCCAUCGACUGGAGCGCCAGGGUCGACAACGCCGUCGCGUUCGCGCACGCCAUCGCCGUCGCCGUCGCGUUCGGGCUCACCCAGCCCGACCCGCACCCCGAGCGCGUCGCGUACGCCGCUGUGGUCGGCCAGCCCCUCGCGCACGCCCCCCGCCAGCCCCACCAAGACGCCCACGGCUUCGCCCAGCAGCAGCAGGACAAGAACGCCCAGCCCCACCCGCACGCCCAGCACCAGCCCCACGCGGUCACCCACACGCACGCCCACCCGCUCCCCCACGCGGACCCCCACGCGCAGCCCGACCCGCUCGCCCACCGCCACGCGCAGCCCGACCCGCUCGCCCAGCCGCACGCCUUCGGCCAGCCCCAGCGGGCAAGUUCUCCCAGGAUAAAACCGGGAAACAUCGAAGAGAUUACCUUUCAUUUUGUUUGA
Acanthamoeba castellanii str. Neff is the source of this 1581-nucleotide messenger RNA. RefSeq lists its product as uncharacterized. The coding region runs from base 1 to 1581 and encodes 526 amino acids. The transcript has 5 exons. The record is from RefSeq and is a predicted model, not a curated record. NCBI's taxonomy places the organism in Eukaryota, Discosea, Longamoebia, Acanthamoebidae.